AAAGUUAAAAAACAUGGGACGUUCAUAUUCAGAGAACAUUUUUGACGUAAACGAGCGAAUUUUCCUAAGACCUUUGACCAUAAGCGACGCACAGCAGAGCUUAUACCUUAUAAACAAAAACAGAGAACGUCUUGCAGAAUGGUUGCCCUGGGUAGCCCACGUUAAAUGUAUAGACGACGAAAUUAAUUUCAUUCAAUCUUCAAUUACCACAAUUGAAGAUGGGACCUCGUUGGAGAUGGGUUUAUUUGAACGAAAUACCUCAACUAUCAUAGGAAUGUGUUGUUUUGUUAGUAUAACUGACCAAACUGGGUACAUUGGAUACUGGUUAGACUCGGAUUACACUGGAAAAGGAAUUAUUACCCAAGCGUGCAAAAAAAUAAUGGAAGUUGGCUUUCAGCAACUUAACCUUAAGAAAAUCGUUAUUCAUGCUCACCCUGCUAAUAAAAACAGUCGGGCUGUGGCUGAAAGAUUGAACUUUAAAACCAAUGGAAAACUGCAGCCUGUACUUUACUUUGGAAGUAUAGUUGAUAGGCUGGUUUAUGAAUACCUAAAACCUCAAUGAAAAUUUUUCUAUGAUAUUCCAUGUUUUCGAUUUUUUAAAGCUGCAAUUUGAUUUUUCGUGUUUUUUGCAUGCAAAUUCCUCUAAUAUCGUAAUACAAUAAUAUAUUAUCCAAGUAACUCAAAUUUUUUAGUACUUUAUAAUUAUUCUUGUGUAUUACAGACAAGUAUAUAGUUAACUGCAACUAUGUUAUCAUGCUUUCUUUUGUUACUGAUGUGUGGAUACAGCUUAGCAGAAUCAAGUAAACCGAACAUAAUAUUCAUGCUAAUGGAUGAUAUGGGUUGGGGCGAUUUGGGAAUAAAUGGCCAACCAUCCAAAGAAACACCGAACUUGGAUAAUAUGGCAAAAGAAGGGACACUUUUCACUGAUUUCUACAGUGCGAAUCCUUUGUGCUCACCUUCUAGAGCAGCAUUGUUAACUGGGAGGCUUCCUAUAAGAAACGGCUUCUACACAAGCAACUACCAUGGACACAAUGGUUACACACCACAACACAUUGUAGGUGGGAUACCUGAUCACGAAAUUUUAGUCUCAGAACUCUUAAGCAGUGCUGGCUAUACUAACAAACUGAUUGGAAAAUGGCACCUCGGACAACAGGAACAAUACCUCCCUCUCAAGCAUGGUUUCCAUGAGUGGUUCGGAUCGCCGAACUGUCACUUUGGUCCGUAUGAUGAUAAAACAACUCCUAAUAUUCCAGUGUAUAAUAAUACAGAGAUGGUUGGAAGAUAUUAUGAAGAAUUCGCAAUCGAAAGUCACAAGUAUUUGUCUAACAUGACUCAAUACUAUAUACAAGAAGCAUUGGAUUUUAUUGAGAGAAUGGAGAGAAAUGAGAAGCCUUUCUUUCUGUACUGGGCACCUGAUGCUACUCAUUCUCCUGUUUAUUCAUCUCCCAUGUUUAGAGGGGCAAGUCGCAGAGGACCCUAUGGUGAUGCAGUAAUGGAACUUGAUUAUGGAGUGGGUGUCAUCAUUCAAAAGUUAAAACAAUUGGGUUUGGAUAAAAACACACUUGUAUUGUUUUCCUCUGACAAUGGUGCAGCUAUGAUUGGAUCAGCAUUUGAAAAUGGCUCAAAUGGACCUUUUCUUUGUGGAAAGCAAACCACAUUUGAAGGAGGGAUACGAGAACCUACCAUUGCAUGGGGUCCUGGUUUUGUCCAACAAGGACAGGUCAGCCACCAAGUAGGUAGCUUGAUGGAUUGGUUUGCAACUGCCCUUGAUCUUGCAAGCAUAGCUGUACCUAAAGAUCGUAUUAUAGACGGUGUCAGUUUACUACCAGUGUUAAAUGGAGCCGCAGAAUUUGAUAGGCCGAUUUUUCACUACCGAGGCAAUGCUCUUUUUGCAGUGAGGUUUGGUCUACAUAAGGCUCAUUAUUGGACAUGGACUAAUUCAUGGGAAGAAUACAACACGGGUAUUACCUUCUGCAGAGGCGAGUAUCUUGCGAAUGUAACAACGCAUGAGCAAGUAAAUAGAACCCUGGAUCCAGUUGUGUUCCAGCUUGGUAGGGAUCCUGGUGAGAAGCAUCCUAUGAAGUCUAGCACAAGUGAAUACAAAGAUGCUGUUAUGACUAUGAAUAGUAUCGUGGAAAAACAUAUGGAAACGUUGAAACCAGGACAACCACAGUUUGACUGGUGUGAUGACUCUGUUAUGAACUGGGCACCAGCAGGAUGUGAAAAGUUAAACAAGUGUCUUCCUAUACCUAAGUCUAAUCUGCAAAAAUGUGUAUGGCCACAUUAGAAUUAUCUAUCUUUGUAUAGAAUGAUUGUGCAAUAUUAUGUAUAACUUUUAAAUUAUGUGAUUCGAAAAAAAAACUUAAUUUUAUGUAUGAUUCGUUAUGUACCAACUGGUAACUCGUAAACAUGCACGAGGUGUGUGAAGUAGAAUACCACAUAACAACUGUCAGUGUCCCGCCACACGAGGAUAAAUAAUAUACAUUUAAUCAUAUAUGAAGCAUGUUAAACCAUUAUACAACCAAUAUUACCCAUCAUAACCCAAUUUAGUACAGUGGGUCAAGACGGGACACCUUUAGCACAUAAUGUCUAAAUACCCUGAAGUUGUUUUAGUCAACUAACAACGAUCUAUGGAAGUCGUGAGGAUACGGUUUUAUAAUUUUAAAAGUGUUUUCUUACUACCAAAAAGAGGAGAAAAUAAAAGGUAAAGGUGUCCCAUCUUCCCCCACCCUACUGUAUAAAUGCUAAACAAGCUGUAAGGAUUACACUUUUAAUUUUAAUGCAGUAUUAGUAUAUGCGUAAAGGUUUUCGUACAACAUCAAAUAAAACAUGAUUACUCAUAA
Messenger RNA from Ciona intestinalis (vase tunicate), 2843 nucleotides. RefSeq names its product N-acetylgalactosamine-6-sulfatase. NCBI's taxonomy places the organism in Eukaryota, Metazoa, Chordata, Ascidiacea, Phlebobranchia, Cionidae. Gene Ontology annotation, molecular function: arylsulfatase activity. The record is from RefSeq and is a predicted model, not a curated record.